Paramecium primaurelia is the source of this 1731-nucleotide messenger RNA. Lineage: Eukaryota; Ciliophora; Oligohymenophorea; Peniculida; Parameciidae. The record is from the annotation of a GenBank genome assembly.
AUGGAGGUUACGCAUGAAAUUUUAGUAAUGCUAUAUUAGAGAGUUAUUUCUUUAUUCUAAUACUAUUAAGUUCUUGGCUAAACGAAUUCAACAUUUAUACUUUUAUCAAGUUUAAUUAUUGGAUUAUUGGUUUGUUGUUUUGUUAAGUACCUUCUCAAUGUAAUUUAAGUAUAAAGAACAACCUAAAACAUUCAUUAACAAAUGCUUAAUUCUAUUCUAUUGGCACCAAUAUAAUAUUUUGAUAUAAAUCCUUCAGGAAGAAUUAUAAAUAGAUUUUCUAAUGAUUUAUCAUUAUGUGAUAAUUCAACAAACUAAGUUUGCUUAGAUAUUUUAGAGUUGAUUGGUAAUUUCUUCAUUGCCUUGAUAACACUUGCUGUCUUGUAGCCUUAUUUUAUCUUUAUGAUUUGCUUCAUUAUAAUUUUAAAUCUCUAUUAAUAUCAUUUUUACAAUAAAAUUGUGAGCUAAUUAAAGGAAAAUGAAUUAAUUUAAAGAAGUCCAUUAUUUGAUUUCAUUAAAAAAACAAUAGGAGGAUCAAUCUAAAUUAGAGUUUAUAAAUAGUAAGACCUGUUCAAGAAAUAAUUUUUAGAUUUAUCCAAUAAAUGUAAUUUAAAUUCAUUGACAUAUUGUUAUUCAAUUAGAUCUUUUUGCUUUAAUAUUGAUUUUAUUGGAUUUAUAGCUUCAUCAGUUGGUCUAUUCAUUUUCCUUAAUCUUAAUUCGAAUGAUGUUGCUAUAUUCUCUUAAGGACUGUUGUUAUUAAUCACAUAUAAUGAUGGAUUAUCAUUAGGAUUAAAAUAGUUGAUUAAUUUUGCAACAUAAAUGAGUUCAUAUAAUAGAAUGUUUUAAAUAAUUGAUGUAGAAUCUGAGGCACCUCAAGUCAAAGAUAUAGAUUCUAAGUUACCCAAUUUUCCAGAAUCAGGUCAUAUUAAAUUUAAUAAUGUUUGUAUGAGAUACAGAGAGAAUUCAAAUUUUAUUCUAAAAGGAUUAUCAUUUGAAGUAUAAAGUGGAGAAAAAAUUGGUUGUGUUGGUAGAACUGGAGCUGGAAAAUCAUCAAUUUUGUAAGCCAUUUUUAGGAUGUGUGAAAUUGAGGACUGUGAAGAUUCAAAAAUUGAAAUCGCUGGAGUUAAUACUAAAUAAUUAGGAUUAUAAAAAUUAAGAAGUAGUAUAGGAAUUAUACCAUAAUUUCCAUUUUUAUUUACUGGAAGUCUUCGAUCAAAUUUAGAUCCAUUUGGUUAAUAUGAUGACUAAGCCAUUUGGGAAGCUUUGGAGGUUACUGGAUUAAUUGAAUAUGCAAGAUCAUUCUCUAAAGGUUUACUAACUGAUAUUUGUGAUGUUAAUUCACUCUUCUUUUUGGGAUAAAAAUAACUAAUUUGUUUGGCUAGAAUUCUAUUAUAAAAGAAGAAGAUCAUUGUUUUAGAUGAAGCAACUGCUAAUCUUGAUAUGAAGACUGAUGAUUUUAUCUAAAAUACUCUUAAGUAACAGCUUAAGGAUUGUACUCUUUUUACCAUAGCUCACAGAUUGAAUACAAUUGCUGAUUAUGAUAAAGUUAUGGUCAUUGAAAAUGGAAACGCAAUUGAAUUUGAUACGCCUUUCAAUCUUAUGGCAUAAUCACUUAAUUCGACAACUAUAGAUAGAAAAACUCAGUUUUCUUAUCUUGUUUUUAAUACUGGAGAAUCUAACUCUAGAGUUAUUUUUGAUAUUGCCAAAAAUAAAUUGAUUAACUCUAACAAAUGA